AUGACGACGCCCUCAACAACCACACCAUCACCACCACCACCACCACCAUCCACGACCAUCACCGCCGCCCAAAUCCGACACGCGAUCCGUCCAUGGUUCAGCGACUUCCUCUCCGUCUCUUCCCUCUCUCUCCCAAUCUCCUUCCAGGAACUCUCCCUCCGUAUCCAGAAAAACCUAUACGCCUUCCGAGCCAAUUACCUCCUCAUCUCAUUACUUAUCUUCAUGCUAACCCUAAUUACCCGCCCAAUUACAUUAAUCUCCUUCCUUGUUAUCAUUGUCGCUUGGAUUUUCCUGGUUAGGGAGGAGCCUUUGGUUGUUUUCGAUUUUGAAAUCGGCCAACGAUUGCUUGUGAUUUCGUUGCUCGCGGGUACUGCUUUUGCCCUAGCUGUAACUAGGGUUUGGUGGAACGUUUUUCUGUCGUUCUUGAUCUCGAUACUUGUUGUUUGCUUGCACGCGAUUUUGAGGACCCCUGAUGACGCUGAUGACAUGGAAUCGCCAUAUGGGGCAUUGCUAUCAGUUGUUGAUGACGAUGGGCCUGGAAGAGGACCAUAUACUCUGGUGUGA
Molecule: messenger RNA, 564 nt
Organism: Lactuca virosa
Lineage: Eukaryota; Viridiplantae; Streptophyta; Magnoliopsida; Asterales; Asteraceae
Source: the annotation of a GenBank genome assembly